CAGGUCACAUUAUUUUCAGUAGUACCGUCAAACAGACUAAGUGAAUUUAUCGAUUUAUACUUUAGAAUUAAAUGGAAUUAUGGCAGACGUCGUUGAACCACUAACUUUGUCCAGAGAUGUAAAAAGAUCAAUAGAGCUGCUAGAGAAGCUGCAAGCGAGCGGCGACUUUCCAACUACCAAGCUAGCUGCUCUGCAGAAGGUGCUAAGCUCAGACUUUAUGACUUCUGUUCGAGAAGUUUAUGAACACGUAUAUGAAACGGUUGAUAUCCAAGGAUCACAUGAUGUUCGUGCAUCUGCGACAGCUAAAGCAACCGUUGCUGCGUUUGCAGCCAGCGAGGGUCAUGCGCACCCCAGAGUAGUCGAACUGCCGAAAACAGAAGAAGGCUUGGGUUUCAACGUAAUGGGAGGCAAGGAACAAAAUUCUCCAAUUUACAUAUCUCGCAUUAUACCGGGAGGAGUUGCGGAUAGACAUGGAGGUCUCAAAAGAGGCGAUCAAUUGCUGUCAGUCAAUGGUGUGUCUGUAGAAGGAGAAAACCACGAAAAGGCAGUUGAAUUGUUAAAGCAAGCAAUCGGUUCAGUGAAGCUUAUAGUUCGUUACACACCAAAGGUUCUUGAGGAGAUGGAAAUGCGUUUCGAUAAGCAACGUAAUACACGCCGCCGUCAAUAAUCCAUUUUUAACAAAUAAAAAUAAAUUUUAAUUGAUCUGUGUUCAAAUCAAACCCUUAUAUUAACAUAAAACUCUGUUGAUUGUUGUUCGAAUAAAAGGACAUCAUUAGCUAUAAUAAUGUUUCUAAAAUUUUUGAUGUUUCUAUUUAGUUCAUUAUUUUAUUUGUUUGUUUGUACAGUAGGCUGUGCCAAAAUUUGACCAAUAAAUUAAUUUUUUGUUUUUUCAA
This is a messenger RNA of Drosophila obscura, 893 nucleotides long. It is a transcript of the gene veli, whose product is annotated as protein lin-7 homolog C. The record is from RefSeq and is a predicted model, not a curated record. Gene Ontology annotation, biological process: neurotransmitter secretion; maintenance of epithelial cell apical/basal polarity; protein localization to basolateral plasma membrane. Lineage: Eukaryota; Metazoa; Arthropoda; Insecta; Diptera; Drosophilidae. Gene Ontology annotation, cellular component: cell-cell junction; synapse; basolateral plasma membrane. Gene Ontology annotation, molecular function: protein binding. The transcript is spliced from 4 exons. Bases 80 to 667 code for a protein of 195 amino acids.